Molecule: messenger RNA, 165 nt
Organism: Dictyostelium purpureum
Lineage: Eukaryota; Evosea; Eumycetozoa; Dictyosteliales; Dictyosteliaceae
Exons: 1
Source: RefSeq, a predicted model, not a curated record
UCAAAAUUCAGUAAACAUUUUAGGUUAUAUAUCGAUGCAAGUGAUGUUGGAAUGGGAUGGAUGAUAGCUCAGGACGAUGACGAAGGAAAUGGGAAACCAAUUUUAUAUGAUUCAAAGAAAUUUGACAAGUUCCAAAAGAAUUAUUCAACAGCAGAUAGAGAAUUU